GAAAACACAAAUCUCACCCGCCACCGGUGUUCCCUAUAUAUAUCCAAUCCUCCUCUGUCAACCGCAUACAGCGAAAUUUCACCGAAGCAAAAGAAAAAGUAUUCCCAAUUCAAAACCCUAGAUCUGUCUGAGUGUGGAAAUGUCGGGUCGUGGAAAGGGAGGCAAGGGUCUGGGUAAGGGAGGAGCCAAGAGGCACAGGAAGGUUCUCCGCGAUAACAUCCAGGGCAUCACCAAGCCUGCUAUUCGCCGUCUGGCUCGGAGAGGCGGCGUCAAGAGGAUCAGCGGCCUCAUCUACGAGGAGACGCGUGGUGUACUGAAGAUAUUUCUCGAGAACGUUAUCCGCGACGCGGUGACAUAUACGGAGCAUGCUCGUAGGAAGACGGUGACCGCCAUGGAUGUGGUUUAUGCGCUCAAGAGGCAAGGGAGGACCUUGUAUGGUUUCGGUGGUUGAUUUGGUUUGCUAUUAUGCUCUUGUAGAGCUGUAAAUCAGUUAAUUGCCAUUGCUGUAGUCGUAGUUUCUGGUCUAGAGUUCUUGGUUAUGUAGGUUGGAUUGCUUCUAGCGAAAACUUCUUAGCCCUUGGUUCAACUUAUGCUGAAUUUCUCUCGAACUAUUAUUUGAACUUUCUAUGUUACGUCCUAUGAUUUCCAGGUAA
Juglans microcarpa x Juglans regia is the source of this 653-nucleotide messenger RNA. RefSeq names its product histone H4. Gene Ontology annotation, biological process: nucleosome assembly. Gene Ontology annotation, molecular function: protein heterodimerization activity; DNA binding; structural constituent of chromatin. Gene Ontology annotation, cellular component: nucleosome. Bases 140 to 451 code for a protein of 103 amino acids. The record is from RefSeq and is a predicted model, not a curated record. The transcript has a single exon. Lineage: Eukaryota; Viridiplantae; Streptophyta; Magnoliopsida; Fagales; Juglandaceae.